CGUGAGGGAGGUGCGACCAAUCAGAGGGGUUUUAGACUGCUAAGACUAUCGGCUGAUGUCUCACAUGACCCAGCCCAAUGUUUUAUUAAAGACCUGAGCCUACUCAGAGCCGCUCAUUGCAACAUUGUAGCAAGCGUGCGCUGCGUCUCAUUUACUAUCACAGUGACAUUUCUCAGGGAUUCCAUCUCAAGAACACAGGAUAAGCCGAAUAAACAGACAGGACUGAACAAGUUCCCUGCGGUGAUCCAGUGCCCUUGCUGUGUGGAAAGUGCAAUGAAUAGAUUUGUUUUGGCACUGUGGAUGUGUUUAGGGAUUGUAGUUGCCCCUGGAUGGGGUUCCUUGCUUGCUGAAGAGGGACUUCUCAAAGGUGAGACUUUGAUUCUACCUCACUGGGGAGGUGGGGGGUCCUUUUAAUCAGCGCUUAAUAAUCAGUGCUGCCACUGGAAUGAAUGGAAGAAUGAAUGGGAGAUUAAAUUCGGUACACGUGGAGAGAAAGUGAUCUUUCUCUUCCUUAAUGGUCCUUGUUGAUUUAAGGUUUUUUUGUGAUGUGCACAUCUUAAUCAGUGUUGUAUUCAGAACUCUUGCAGCCGAAACUGUUUAACCCUUGACGUUCUGAUACAUUUAUAAAUAUCACUUUUUAUCCUGCUCUAUUUUUUGUGUAUAAUGAAUACUGACGUGUGUGUGUGUGUGUGUGGUGUUUAACAGGCAUCCAUCCACAUCACUUUGUCUUUUACUGUUUUACAUAUAAAUAUCUCGCUUGUCUAAUCAUUUUUACUCCUGAACAAAUGUUUUAUGACUGAUAAUUUAUGGCGUAAAUAAUUACCUGUUAAACUACUUCCUUUGCCAGUCUCCCUGAAAGAUCUUUAGUUCAAUAUUCAUUUUUUCCCCCUGUAUUCCAACUACCAGCCCAAUAAUUACAUUAAACUUUGACUAUUCUAUCCGUGAUCAUCUACACCACCCAUUGAUUAAACAUCACAGCCUGGCAAGUGUUCCACCCACGUUAUAAUAGGCUUUCCCCAGUGUCAUUUGUAUGUUGGAAGCUUCUCAGUGAAUUAUAGCUGUAUAAUGAGACAUCUGUCUCUCUAGUUCACAAUGGAGUAUCCCCAACUGCCCCCUGCAGUCUCUGACUGGGCACCUGUAAUGUGCGCUUCUAAUCUGCAUUGUGCAAAAUGCUGGGCGAUGGGGUAAUUUAAGGGCAACUCUGGGGGGAAAAGGGAUUCAUUUUAUAUCCUAGUGUUUUUAGGGGAACUGGAUGUAGUGUGAGCUAUUGGUGACUACAGAAAACGUUUUUAUUUUUCUGUUCAUAGUGCAUAUUGUACAAGACCUCAUAGGAUCGAUUUUUAUUUUAUUUUAUUUUAUUUUUAUUUUUAUUUUUUUUUAAUGGUACUUGCUUGGUCAGUUUAUGAAUAAUAGUUUUACACCAAAUAUUUAGAAUGCGUUUAAAUACAUUUAUGCUUUUCAAGUGAAUGGAAAUUACUUUCCUCUGCUUGUUUACGCAUUCAUAUCACCACUCUCAGAAUUUUUUUUUUUUUUUUUUUUUACGGAAUUAGUAAUUUAGCAGUUUUUUUAGUGUCUGCAUUAGAAAAUAAUUUAUUUUAUUUUUAUUUCCAUCAGUGGGCAUUGGGUUGACUCAUAGCUAUCUGCUAAUUUAUUUUCUGGUGUGAAUAUCAUCAUGCAGUUUUAUGGCCCCUGUAGUCGAAUGUUUGACUAACCAGUAUUCUCAUGGUUGGUGUACACCAGUCUAAGCAUUUGCCUGGCACAAGGACUGUAGACAGGUCUUGUAAAAUCUAGUAUUGUAUCAAUUAAGAAGAAAAAAUGCUGCGGAACUGGUUGAGCUAGUGGCAGUAUCACACGUUGGGUUCUGAAGUUUCCGUCUUUGCCCUUAAAUGGGAAAGUGUGGGUAUAACCAGAGAACAGGGUAGAGCAUUUAUGAAUUAAGUUUUCAGCUAAAAUCUUGGUUUUACAGCUGUUAUACUAUGUAUCUCACUCUAACAUCCUUGAUCUUCUUAACCGCAUUUUUUAAUUGUUGUUCACUAAGGUGUGAAUUGCCAGAAAUUAAAAAAACAAACCAAAAAAACCUAAACCCACAACUGAGUAGGAGAUUCGGUUCCUGACUGUUUUGUAUUUUAGUGAAUUACUCCACUUUCAGGUGUAGGAAGUAAAAGCUGUAAUUUCAGUAGUUUGCGGAAGAGAAUACCUGUUUUGAAUUGUUCCAUGUGAGUAACCCUGAAUGGAUCUCUUUAUUUUUAGAGGACACGAUUGCAAAUUUGUUGAAGGAGGAGAACGAUGUUAUACAGACAAAAAAAAUUAAUGUUCGUUUCAAUGUCAACUUCACGUCUAACCCUGAUGAAGGUUGUUAUCUCCACCCUGGCCAGGACAACUGUCUUCAAAACUGCAAUUACAACACAACUGGGAAAACCUUCAUUGUCAUUCACGGGUGGACUGUAAGUAUCGUAGGCGAUAUUUGAUGAAUUUCUCACAUUAUGUGGCUUUUUCCCGUCUGGGUUACCAGGUGUUUUGCAGAUUUUUGGUUGUGGUCGGUUAUAGAGGAGCUUUGUUGUGCAAUGUAUGCUGAGCAUCUUGACAUUUCUUCCAAAAUAUAACAUGUGUUCCUUUCAUCUUGACUCACACAUGAGUAAAUGGAGAGGAAGGUAAAGCUGAGCUGAAUGUUGAUAUUUUUGCACUGGUACAGGAGCAGAUGGUUAGGCCUAUGGCAACAAAGACCGUCCUGGUUCACAACUUUGUAUUAAUUUUUGGACAGACUUUGUCUAAAUCUGUAUUCAUCUUGUUAUAUGCCAGUGAUGGAUAGCCUUUUGUCAAUUAUAGGUCCAUGUUUGGAGAUCACGUGUAUAGGCAAUGCCUAUUUAUCCAAUUCUUAUAUUGUGGUAAUAAAGUGGGUGAGGAAGUUAAGAUGCAACCAUAGAGGCAUCUUUUUAAUAUUUGAAAACCUGUUUGUUCAUUACUGUUUUGACCUGGUGUAUACCCUUUUUGCCUCUGUAGAUGAGUGGAAUGUUUGAGAAUUGGUUACACAAGCUGGUGUACGCUCUUCAAGAGCGAGAGCAGGAUGCCAACAUCAUUGUAGUUGACUGGAUCUUUCUCGCACAUCAACUGUACCCUGAUGCAGUGAACAACACGAAGUUGGUUGGCAAGGACAUAGCUAUACUACUAGACUGGCUGCAGGUAAUGUUUCGGACAAUACUUUAUUCUAAGCUUUCUGUUUGUCUCUUCUUAUCUUAACGUGUUUUGCCAUGUACUCUAUAGAGAUUUCUGCCCCAGCUAAGGCCAAGUUGCCUUUGUCUUUAGUAAUAAAACAUGCAUGACAAAAUAGAAAUCAUGUAGCAAUGUUUUUAGGCAAAUUUUGCAAUCCUUCUUGGAGAUUUAGAUUUUUUUUUUUUUAACAGUACUGCUGUAAAUGGUAAAAUAAUGUAGCUUCAGUUUUCAAACAAAAUCCUGUAUUCGAACCGUAUUGCUUCCAAAACUCUACUGAAUCAUAUAUUCUUCAAUUUAUCUUUUUCUUCUCUGCAGGAGAAGGCAAAUCUCUCCCUUGACAAUGUUCAUCUUAUUGGCUACAGUCUUGGGGCUCAUGUCGCUGGGUAUGCUGGAAAUUACGUCAAUGGUACAAUUGGACGGAUUACAGGUCAGCUUUGAAUAUUUUAAUACCACCGCUUUACGCAAGGCCUUAUUUGUUGAAUGGACUUUGCAUUAUGUAUGCUAUCCAUAGUGAUUUUUAAGAUUUUUUUUUUUUUUUUUUUUUAAGACUUGACAGACCGAUCAGUGUGACUUUCUCACUUCCUGCUCUGCCCUUUGGCAAUCAGUAGUUAACUGAAAUAAUUUUUAAAAGUGCUUUUAGCAGUUGCAUAGUUGUAUAUCUAGUUUUCUGUGAAACCUAGUACAUAGGUGUGUCUACAUUUUCAUAUUGGUUAUGAUUUAACAAAUAUUAAUCUAGAGUUGAGGUGUCAACUCGGAAGACUUAUUCCUCCCCGAAUUUGGCUUUAGUUGGACAUUUCUGCUAAAUCUGUUUGGUGUCAAGCAUUCCUUCUGGUAGACACCAGUAACUGUGAAAGAACCGUUAGAAAAAGUGCAUAAUUACAAAACAGAUGGUAAUGUGUGACACACAAUUAUCUUGCAAUAUAAUUAUUUCUUGCUGUAUUUAGGCCUGGAUCCAGCAGGACCCAUGUUUGAAGGAGUAGAAGCUCACAAACGUCUCUCACCCGAUGAUGCACAUUUCGUAGAUGUUCUCCAUACCUAUACUAGAGAGGCGCUAGGGGUCAGCAUUGGGAUCCAGAUGCCAAUUGGACACAUUGAUGUAUAUCCUAAUGGUGGGGACUUUCAACCUGGCUGUGGCUUAAGUGAUGUUAUUGGAGCCAUUGCCUAUGGAAGUAAGUUGCUGAACGUUGACUGUUAAUAUUCCCGGAUGUAUUAACUACUAUUAACCAUUCCCUAUUUUUAUAUUCAUACCCUUUAAGACCUCCUAAUUCUUAAACUUUUUUUCAUGCAAUAUUUUGUUAGCCAUUUGUUAAAACAAAACAAAAAAAACCACAAAAAUAAAAAUCGAUCCAUUGGCAAUAUGUAGACGCCUUGCCAGUGGAACAUGGUUUCUCAUAUUCUCCACUCUAUGGUCUGAUGCAUGGUGGGAUGGUGGCAACAUUCUGUAUAAUGAUGUAGAGAAUGGUCCCUAAUCUGACUUGUGUUCUGUUUUAUUCCAGGUAUUGGAGAUGCCGUGAAGUGUGAGCAUGAAAGGUCUGUGCACCUGUUUGUGGACUCCUUGAUUAACAAGGACAAAGAGAGCUUUGCCUUUCAAUGCACCGAUUCUACACGUUUCAAGAAGGGCAUCUGUCUGAGCUGUCGAAAAAACAGAUGUAACGCAAUAGGUUACAACGCAAAGAAGACACGAAGCAAAAAGAAUAGCAAGAUGUACCUGAAAACCAGAGCACAAAUGCCAUACAAAGGUUAGCUUUGGAGUGAUUUGGUGAUUAACAAAAAAUAAAAAAAUUAUGUAUUAUAAAACCAAUAAUUCAUAAACAUUUGUGGAUUAAUAUAUUAAUUUUUUUUAGUUUUCCACUAUCAGCUAAAAAUGCAUGUUUUCAAGUACAAAGAGUAUGAGGAAAAUGAGCCUACGUUUUCGGUUACUCUUUAUGGAACAUUCAAUGAUUCAGAGGCACUUCCUUUAGCAGUGUGAGUAUUGAAUGUUAACAAAGCUUUCUCUAUGCAAUGGAUUGUUAAACUUUCAUGUGCGUCUCUUAACAUGCAAGCAACUUAUGUGUAACUGUAUUGGUCUAAAAUAUUUGGCGAGCCAUUUAAUACCAGUGUCUCGGUUACCAAAGACUAUUGCACUUCUUUUUUGGGGUGUAAACUAAUCUCCCAUAAGUAUUUAACAAACCAUUCUGGCCAAGUAAAAUGGUCAAUCCCUCAAAAUAUUUUUUUUUUUUAUUUUUUUUUUUUUUUUUUUAAAAACCUGUACCAAACAGAAUAUCUUCAUUUAAUUUAAAUGUAUCUAAUUACCACUUUAAAAUAUUCCAAUUGGUGUGGAGGUGGUCAUCUUGUAGUUGCAUCACGAUUAUAAAACCUAUUAAAUCUCAUGUUUCCCCUAGUGGAGAGACUAAUUUUAUAAAAGCUGCCGGGAGAGCAGUCAAUUGAAACAUUGAAUCAGUUUGCUCUCGGAUUUCUUCUGUAAAGAAAAACCAAAGUACUUGUUGGAAACUCAUCGUAUAUCCAUGACCGAACCAAAAAAAAAUUAAAAAGGCACAGAGCCUAUGAUACUGGGGAAACAAAUCUUACUGAAUUUCUAGAACAAAACCAAAUUUACUAAACUAAGCUUAAAAUACAAGAUGCAUGAAUUUUAUUCAAAGCCUUUUAAAGUAUGAUGGUUCAAAAAAUAUAUUUUGGUAGAUACUUAACAACUGAGAGUUCGGUUUUAUUUGAGAAAGCUUCAACUGUCCCAUCAAAGGUUUUAAACUGUAUUCUAUUUUUUUUUUUUUUCUUGUUUUACACAGACCUGAACAGAUUGGAUACAAUUUUACAAACACAUUCCUGGUUUACACAGAGAAUGAUAUUGGUGAUCUAAUGAAAAUAAGAUUGAAAUGGGAGGGUACCAAGCAGACAUGGUAUUCCGUUUGGAGUUCAUUACAAUCUUACUGGUCCAAGAAGCAGUUGAGUGAAAAGGAAUUACAUGUUAGGCGUAUAAGAGUAAAGUCUGGAGAGACCCAGCAGAAGUAAGUUUUAAGAAAAUCUUCAGCGUGUGUGUGUGUGUGUGUGUGUGUGUUGCAUUGUUCCAAACACAAUACAAUUCUGACCUCCCCUCCAAACCAGGUAAAACGACUCCAUUCGAAGUCCAUCCAUUCUGUUUGGUUGUCUUUACUGUGCGAAGUUGUGAUUUAUCUAAAAUGGAAGUACAGGCAGAUGCCUACAUUUAAUUUGGAAGGAAUACAUUUUAUAUGGAUUUUCUUUUCUCUUCCUAAAAUUCAUCAUACCUACUUAGCAUUUUAUAAAUAACCCCCAUGGACUUUUACACUAGUAGAUUUGCUUUCUGUAUAUUUUAGAUAAUUUUUCAUUAGUGUUGAACUAGAAGUUUUUGGAUUUAGGAACCUGGGAAUGUUCUGUUGUCUGGCUGUGACUACGGGAUAUGGCUUCAGUAGAUUAUAAUGUAGCCUAAAACUUUUUUUUUUUUUUUCUACUAAGUUACAUUUUCACCUUGGAAAGACUAAAUAUUUCAGAUAUUUAAUUUUUUCCUUAAUCUUUCUAUUCUUCUGAAGGUUUACAUUCUGUCUGGAAGACCUUAGUGCGAAUCUUAUAACACCUGGUAAUGAACUCAUUUUUGUCAAGUGCCGAGAUGGCUGGGAAGUGAAACCACGCAAGCGGUAAGAUAGUCACACAAUUCUUAUUCAAAAUAAGUGUAAUGGGAUGCUGUCCUUUCCCCGCCCCCUCACCCCCCAGUUGAAUAACAGGGCCAAUUAAACUUCCCAAAAUAUCAGACUUCUAUAUUCCUCAAAAGUUUAUCAAUGCUCCCCUUAAAAGGUUACAGUACAGCUUUCACACCGCUUUGGCACUAUGCUUAAUUGCUAUACAAUAAGACAAUGGCAAUAGGAAGAUGUUGAUAAAUGUAUGCCCCUUUCCUAAUUUGAUAUAAAUGGAGUAAUUUCUAAAAUCUCACUUGAAACUGGUCUGCUUAACAAGUAAAUAAAAUAUUGUCUGACGCUGGGCAGAGAUGAGGCAAUACAGGCAAAAUGUUUAGAUCUGGAUCUAUAGGCCCAAGCCAAUCUGGAAUUCUAGUCUUGUCUCAUGUAGUGCAGAUACUCUGAUCUGUGAUCAAAUUAGGGCAAUUUAUCAAUGACUUGCAUCCCAAUGGAACUUCUUAUGUGACUCUUGUAUAUGAAGACAUUAAUUUGUUUAGAAAAAAAAGCAAAAAACCCAGUAAAAAAAAUUUUUAUGCUUAUUAAUAAGCUUUCCGUUAAAGAAACCAUGCUUAAUAAUUCUUAUUUUUACAGUGUCAGCCUUGAAGCUACAAUCUGAAUUCUAUGAAAACUGGAGGAAUAUUAAGACCAAACACCUGUGAACUGACUUUUGUAUUUUUAUUUUUUUUUAUUUGACGUUCUGCCUCAAGCACUGGAGUCUGAGCUGCUUAGUAUUCAUUUAUUUCCCCCCCAUAUCCUAUCUCUAUUUGUAAUCCAUAAUCUAUUGAAUUACCUGUGUUGUGGCAGCUCCAGCAACAAAUGGGGAAAUAAGAUUCCGAAGUCACUCUGUAUCUUGGCCAGAAAGGUGGUAACGCAUUGACUUGUUUACAUAUUGCUAUUUUCUAGUUGUAGAUAAACUGUAUAGCCUUUUUUAACCUUUUGAGUAAAAUGCGUUGCCUGGCUUUCUGACGUUAAAGAUUUAAUACUUGACCAGUCACCUUGAAAAGGCAGCUCGAGUCAUUUUUUUUUCUUUGUUGAAUGAAUGAUGUAAGGAAGUGAGUGUUAUUUAUUGUUACAUUAAGACGUUCCAAACUCUGAGCAUUUAGAAUUGUUAAAUAACAUCUUUAACUUCUGAAUGGACAAAGUUCUUUUCAUUGCCCCUUCUGUUCUGGCCAAAUGCCUUCCUAUAACUGGCAUGGUUGGCAAUACCCAAUUUUUAGCAAUCCUCUAAAAGGGGCAAAUGUUUAAUUUAUUUACACUUUGUGUUUUUAUUUAUUGGUCUUCAUGACCAGGGUUAUUGUCAGUAUUCAGCUUAAGGCCAAAAGUUAUUAAGAAUUCUAAUUUCAGUAAACAGAAGAGCAGACGGGCUAAAACAAAAUGAAGGAAAAGGCACCGUACAAUAUCAGGACUGCUGACUGCAGAUUUGACCUUUUGUAAGGGGAGUUGAAGGACAUUUUUAAGCCCUGAUACAUUAAAUAGACGGAUUUUGAGAAAAUAGGAAAGAUCUGUAGUGAGGCCAUAAAACUGACACUUUGCAGCCUCUAAACCUUUUAUUGAUCCACAAAAUGUGAAGAUUAGAAAGGGGCUAGUUUUCUGAAGAUUUUCCUAUGUACUAAAACCCUGUUUUCAUUUAGUAAUGUAUCACGAACGUUCUUAUUAGAGAUAAUGUGGACAGGAAGUGCUUAAUUAUAACUUGGCCACAAAUCGGGUCAAUCAUUCAAUAACUAGGCCUCCCCUUUCCUAGUAGACAAAGUUUGCCAUUGAAAGUUGUGGGUAUGCCUGUCACUAAGCAGGGGUAUUCACCAAACUAGUCAUCUGGGUUAUUGGGAGGACUUGUGUUUUUUGGUUUUUACACAUCAGAAAAAUGUUACAGAUUGGAACUUUGAUCUGAAGGCCAUCCAACCAAUCAGAUGAUUGCUAUUGUAUCACUAUGCAAAUUGUUAUGAUGUACUUCCUAGAAAGAAAUGAGCAAAGCUCUGUUGGAUGAGGGAAGUAUAGACCACUUUGUAACGCAUGACAAUGCGACAUGCAGUACAGUUCUGUGACACAUUAGGUUAGUGAAAUGGUGGCAGACAUAGUAAGAGACUCUGCCAUACGCAGGUAUAAUAGAUUACAUUCUGUAAAAUAUCUCCCUUGUCAAAGGGGCAGUAAUUAUAAAGCAUAAUAUCUGAAACUAAUGUAAUGCCGAAUGUUGUUGAAUAGCUGGAAGUCACAUGUGCUACCGAUCGGUGUCAAAGGACAAAAUGGAGCCUUCAGUGGUUUGUCUUUGAGUGUGAGGAAGUUCAGGGCUGCAAAAAAAUCAGUCUUUUUAUGAGAAGGGAUAAUGGAUUAUAUUAAUACAUCUCCCUUUUCUGAAUGUUCUGUUUGUGUUUUUUUUGUGUUUUUUCAUUUUGUUUGUUUUUAUUUAUCUGGUACUGUAGGUACAUUAUGUGCUCAUUAAAUUGUGCCCAUGGUCCACACCCGCUGUUACCUUGACCCUCUGUUAUCCCUUGAAAUAUCUGAGGUUUUUUUUGUCAUGUUAUCUUGCUAUGUUGAGGUUAAUUAUUCUAGUCGUUUAUUCAGACUAUUGAAAAAAUGUUAUAAUCCGUCUGCAUUUUUUGGAAAACAUAGUUUUGAAUCUUACCAUGUAAUAUAUAUAAAUAUAUGGAUAUGAAUGGCUUUAUAUGUAUAUAAAGAGUUAUUUUGUAUGCUGUGGGUUAUUUAUUCUGUAAAUAAGUGCCAUGUCGUAUUUUGCAAUUUAACACCGCUUUUUGAAAUAACUUAAUAAAAAUCUUUACUUA
This is a messenger RNA of Pelobates cultripes (western spadefoot toad), 9670 nucleotides long. The record is from the annotation of a GenBank genome assembly. Lineage: Eukaryota; Metazoa; Chordata; Amphibia; Anura; Pelobatidae.